AUUAUCUGUUUCAAUCGUCCCUCCGGCAAUAAUGUGAUAAAUAACGAAAAAAUGAAGUGCAAGUGUGUAUUGAUCCUACUGUUGAUACAUAGUUGUGCAACGCAAAAUGUCCGACAAACCUCGUCGGCCCUACCCGAAAUCAUCAGGGAUUGUUACAGAAGAAAUUUCACAAUCACCUCCAGACCCCCUUUAACCCUACCUUUAUUAAUUGAGUUAAUCCGCAAAAUUGAACUAGACGAGGGCAACUCUGUUUCUAUGAGAAUACUUGCAACAUCUAUGCUACAUGGAGUGAUGUUCAACGGCAUUAGGCGGUCACAAAGCGUCCUCCAGGACAACGACAUCCUGAUCCCUUACAGAGCUACUGGAGAGCAAUUCUACAAGUACAGGGUGAUUGUGGACUACCUAACGCCGGGACAAAUAGAACUCUUCCCUUCAGACGCCUUGAGUACUCCAGAAUUGUGCUUCCUCCACAGAAUGAUAUCCAACACUGUCGAUCCCUUCAGGAGAGGGGAUGAGCUUUUUACUUGCAACGAUCGAUCAAGUAUGCCGCUGGAGGUGACGCAGGGCAGUACGGACGUCCUGAGUGGCUGUCCAGUGCAGUACGGCAUCAUCAAAACAAAGUUCGGACCCAUAUCAGCCGGACACGUAAUAUCGGGAUUGGCGUCUGGAUUAGAGAAGAACCAGGUGACGUUCCAGCGGGUCAUCCAAGCUAUUAAUGAAAAUCACAAUGCCACAGACAUUCCCGACACAUUCAUAUCGAGCGAUAAUGAAGUUAACAGCGUAUGGGUAGCCACGAUAGCAGGGGAUUUGGCCGAGGUUAUCCUGAAUCAGACCACGGAUGAACCUGUUAUUGGCAACGACGGGUUUUGGAACGACACUGCGCUGCCCAGGGCUUUUUAUUUGAAAUUGGCCACUUGGGACAUGACGGAACCUGACAUAUUAGGCGGAAUCGACGGUGCAAUGUUGGGAACAAACGUCAACUACUGGUUAAAUAUCCUGAGCAGCACACGUCUGUCCCAAGUCCUGGACAUGUACUAUUCAGAAAGAGGCAUUCCUUUCAACUUUGGUCACAAAGCUAACAAUAGAACUGCGGCGCUAAAUGCUUUAUUGGACAGCGUCAACUUUACUGAACAGGUAAUCGGAUCAGUGAAAUUGUUACAAGCUGUUGGACAAUAUGAAGUUACCCUUGGCGAUAACGCCAUUACAGUUUUAGCGGACAAAGCCAUCCAGCAACUGAAAACCGUCGCAGGUAACACAGUAAGUGAAUACGAUAAGGUGGAGUACAUAAACGGCAAAGAAAUGGCAUCUUCGCUAGAGUUAAUCAUAAUUUUGGACGGCACCUUUGCCUACUACGAUGCUCUGAAACUGAUAUACACCCUCGCUGAGGCCAUCCAAGUAUCAUAUCAUGGAAGCAAGCUGGGAAUUAUAAAUGGACAAACCGGAAGUUGGAUGGUUAACGCGACUUGGGAAUACUUCCAAAUUUUUACCGGUUUAAACAACCCACAGGAAUGGCCUGUAACCUUAUCCUUGGGGAGAAGUCUGGAGACCGUAAUAGCUUACUACCAGAACAAGACGAACCUAGACUGUUCCUACCAAACUAUCCGACCUUUUGGCCAGUCGAUCCUAGUCUUCGGUGAUGGGAGAUUGACUGAUGGGGAUCUGACUAGAUCUAGAAGAGCUAUAAAUUCCAUAAAAGGAUCCUACCCAGAAACCAGUUUCAUCUUCGUUACACCGAACGAGAACACUGGUUUCCAGGACCUCGCCAACGAUAACGAAGACGACGUUGUGGUGUCUCUGGCAACUGACGUCUAUUCCAUGGUGGACCAACUCACUGACAGACUCAGCAAAGUACCUGCUAGCAUUAUCAAGUUUUAUUGCAAUCACGUCGACGUGCGGUUCGAGGAUUAUAUCACUCCAGAGGUCGACACGCUGUACGAGAUCCACCGGGAGUAUAUAAGAAGGGGACACGUCAGGACAAGGUUCAUAAACAGCGACUAUGGGGACCUCAGAAUCUGCGCUCUCACGAGCAGAACAGCACCAGGCAACAGGGUAUGCAAAGAUGUAACUGUAAGCAGUGAGAUCAGCUUUGCGUCUAAGGAUUUCUGUGCGGCAGACUCGCUGUGCGAUUUACAGUUUGCCGUAACAGCAAACAACUCUCAAAUGAAAUGCACAGAAUAUGACUGCAGAUACCCGGACCAGAUACGGUUGGACAUAAGAUACACCUAUACAGCAUCCGGAACUGCCGCAAUUCCUAGUAUUUUAUUAGUAGUCGUAGUUAAUUUAUUUUUUACCGUUUGUUAAUGAUUUAUACAGAACGUCGUUAAUAUAAUUUACAUUUUCGUUGCGUAUUCGUUCCACAGCUAAGCAUACGAAUGACGCACAAGUUUUUAGAAA
Messenger RNA from Anoplophora glabripennis (Asian longhorned beetle), 2394 nucleotides. RefSeq lists its product as uncharacterized. The record is from RefSeq and is a predicted model, not a curated record. NCBI's taxonomy places the organism in Eukaryota, Metazoa, Arthropoda, Insecta, Coleoptera, Cerambycidae. The transcript has 11 exons. The coding region runs from base 52 to 2301 and encodes 749 amino acids.